Caenorhabditis angaria is the source of this 1526-nucleotide messenger RNA. The record is from the annotation of a GenBank genome assembly. Lineage: Eukaryota; Metazoa; Nematoda; Chromadorea; Rhabditida; Rhabditidae.
AUGGAAGAUCGAUUCGAUCAUUUAGAAAUUGAUGGAGAAAAAGAUGCCACAAAAGCAACUAAAGAUGAUUCGUGGGAUAUUGCUGGUAAAGAGAUGUUGAGUGGUUCCGGAGAAAAUUCGAAAAAUUGUUCUGUCGAAUUCAAAGAUGCAAGUAAGUCGGAAUAUUCUAGAUUCAAAAAAUAAUUGUUUAUUUUAGAAUCAAUAAUGGACGAAUAUGAGAAGAAGUUUUUUUCGAAUGAAAAUCGAGCAGAUCGGUUAUUCCCAGAAAUUGAUCCGCGAUUUCAUCAAAAGAAAUUUGAAAAAGAAAAUUCGUGGGAACCAUCUGUAGUUGAAAUGGAACGUCAACCAUCACCAGAGCGAAGUCAAUCAAAUUUGGAUGAAUCGAUGCGGACGAGCACUCCAAAAAAACGUAAGUUUAUAUUUGAUAAAUUGAAGGGGGAACGAAUUAAGUAGUCGCAUUUUGAAGUAUUGAUUUUGCUUCAAUCGAUUAAGUUUAUUAUUUUAUUGAAUGUAUAUUUUUUCCAAAAAACUAGUUCAUUUCAAAUCUAGCCUGUGAUUUUCAGCUGAUUCUGUUCUAUUUCGCCGAUUGAUCCCUCUGCAUCUUGAUAUUUCAUCUGUUCAUCAAUCUUCAACCAAUAUUACGGGAUCACCAAUUUUUGGUAAUUUUGAAACUUCAUUUUGUCGAAACGAUUAUUAUUUUUUCAUUAUUUUUUCAGCCAAAUGUUCGCCUUCAAGUUCGUCAAUUUUUCCGAAUGGAAUAGUUCAGAAUGGUCAACUUUUCACCAACACUUCUGUUUCAAAAACAAGUUCGAUUGGAUCAGACACAGCUAAAAAAAAGAUUUUUUUUUGUUACCGUGAUACGGUAUGCAGCGGUGUUUGCAGAAAGUGGAGGCGUCGCCUCUUGCGAACAAAAAAAACACGAAAAAAACUGUGCGGCAACAAAAAACACACGCGCCGCACAAUCAACAUAUGGACACCGCCUACUUUUUUCUUUUUUUUUCUGGAAAAAAGGGGGGAGUACGUAACUAAAGUGUUUAAUGUAUUUUCUUCUUUUUUUUUAGCUGUGUCAGAAAAGCCGAAUUUAUUGAAAAUGAAUAGUCGAAGAUUGGCAUAUGGAGCUGUUGGAAUUGGAGAUCAAUUAGGUUUGAAAUUGGAAAUGGAGAAUGUUUCGGAUCGAAUGCUGAAUGUGAGAUCAAAUUUAGAUAGUGGAACAGAUGCUUUUGAGGUAAUCGUUUUCUUAUUUUUCUGAAGAAAAUAAUGUUUUAUCUAGAUUGUUGGAAAUCAAUUGGAACUCAUUGGACCUGGACAAAAAUCUGAAUUGCGUGUGAUUUUCAAACCAGAUAAAGACCAUCUGGAACCAUCUGUGUUUGAAAUGGAACGUCAACCAUCACCAGAGAGACGUAAGUUUAUAUUUUUAUUGAAAUAUUGAAUGUUCAUUUCAAAUCUAGCCUGUGAUUUUCAGCUCAGUCUAACUGAACUGACUGAUUUUAAUAAAUGUCAUUAUUUCAGGGACAUCGUCCACGUGA